AUGUUUCCUGGCUUUAUGCAAGCAACAAUUUUAGCUGUUAUUAUUAUUCUUACUCAAACAACUAAACAUAUACAUUGUGAUGAUUCGUCACCGAAUGUAGAUGAAAGUCAUGUUCUUUCAUUAACGAAAGAUACAUUUGAUGAUGCUGUUAAAAAUAAUAAAUAUUUACUUGUUAAAUUUGUUGCACCAUGGUGUGGUCAUUGUAAAUCUUUAGCACCAGCUUAUGCUGCAGCUGCUAAACAAUUAGCAGAAGCUGGCAGUGAAGUAAAAUUAGCUAGUGUUGAUGCAACCAUUGAACAGGAUCUUGCAAAACAAUAUGAAGUUAAAGGUUAUCCAACAUUGAAAUUUUUUCUUGAUGGUACAGCACUUGAAUAUACUGGUGGUCGAUCACAAAAUGAGAUAAUUAGUUGGUUGAAAAAGAAAACAGGACCACCAGCUGAUGAAUUAAAAACAGUUGAUGACCUUAAUAAAUUGAAAGAAGCUGGUGAUGUUGUUGUUAUUGGUGCUUUCAAGGAUACGGAUGGUGAUCAUGCUGCUGCUUAUCUUCAAGUUGCUAAGACUCUUGAAGGUAUUCCAUUUGGUAUUACAUCAAAUAAAAAGGUUCUUAAAGAACUUGAAGUUACAAAUGAUGCCAUUAUUCUUUUGAAAAAAUUUGAUGAAGGUCGUGUUGAUCUUACAACAUCAAUCGAUGAAAAUUCAAUUCGUGAAUUUAUUCAAGCUAAUCAACUUCCAAUUGUUGUUGAUUUUAAUACUGAAUCAGCUCAAAAAAUUUUUGGUGGUGAUAUUAAAGUUCAUACCCUUUUCUUUGGUAGUCGAACAAGUGAUACUUAUGAAAAACAACGAGAAGAAUUUCAUACAGCUGCAAAAGAAUUUCGUGGAAAAACACUUUUUGUUUUUGUUGAUUCGGAUGAUGUUGAAAAUGAACGUGUACUUGAAUUCUUUGGUCUUAAAACUUCAGAUGUUCCAGCUGUACGUUUAAUUACAUUACAAGAUGAUAUGACUAAAUAUAAAUUUGAACCAUCUGAUAUAACAUCAAAGAACUUAAUUGAUUUUGUUCGUGGAUUUUUUGAUGGUAAACUUAAACCACAUUUACUUUCACAAGAAAUUCCAGAUGAUUGGGAUAAAGCUCCAGUGAAAGUUUUAGUUGGAAAAAAUUUUAAUGAAGUCGCAAAAGAUAAAACAAAAACUGUACUUGUUACAUUUGUUGCACCAUGGUGUGGUCAUUGUAAACAAUUAACACCAAUUUAUGAACAAUUAGGUGAAAAAUAUAAAGAUAAUGCAGAUGUUGUUGUUGCUAAAAUGGAUGCUACUGCUAAUGAACUUGAAGAUAUUAAAAUUCAAAGUUUUCCAACAAUUAAACUUUUUCCAAAAGGCUCGGAUGAAGUCAUUGAUUUUCAUGGUGCACGUACAGUUGAGGGUCUUUCAAAAUUUAUUGAUUCAAAUGGUGCAGAAAGUGGAACAGCUCCAACUACUGAAGAGUCUCCUGAAGAAGGUGAAGAAGCUGAUGAAGAUGAAGAACCAAUGCAUGAAGAUCUAUAA
This is a messenger RNA of Rotaria sp. Silwood1, 1539 nucleotides long. NCBI's taxonomy places the organism in Eukaryota, Metazoa, Rotifera, Eurotatoria, Philodinida, Philodinidae. The record is from the annotation of a GenBank genome assembly.